AACAAUUUUUAAUUAAAAAAGUAUUUUCCAAAAUUUUGAUUAGCUUGUCGUUUAGCUAAAAACGUUAUAAGCACAACCUACGAUUAAAUUGUAACAUAUAUAACACAUACACGGAAACAUUUCAAAGUCUAUCCUUCUGUACUUGUGACUAUCUUUCUCUGCACUCCUGUAUUCAUACUAUUUGCAAUUAAUGUCUCUACUAACAUCAACCAACAACAAUAACAACAAAUAGUGUGUGACUCUUGAAGAUAUUUUUACUUAUAUCUUUAUAUUCUAUCCGCACUUGUGAGUUGAAAUUUUGUGACUGCACUAUAUAACAACUCUUCACACAACGAAAUUUAUUUAUACAAAACCAAAAAUACUAAACCUAUACUACAAAAAUUUUAAAUAUCUUUUCCUGCUUAAGUUAAGGAUUACAACAGCUUGAUGAAAAUUUCGAUAUUCUGAGGCUUAAACAUCAAUUCAGAACUUUUCACAUAAUAUCUUCUUGAUAAAGGUUUAAUUGCAAAACUUUCCUGACAGAGUGUACAACGUUUUGCAUAGCGCUUUAAACCAACCACUCCUGCGAUUACUUCUCCAUCUACAUCUCCUCGAUUGCGAACGCAACAUUCUCAAACAGCAAACAUCAUUUUAAGCAACCUUCAAUUGUAGACAACUAAAAGAAGUAGACGAAUAACCGCAGCAAGAACCGUUAAGCAAAAUGGCUGCAUUUAUAGCGAAACAAAUGGUUGGCAAUCAGCUAAGCGCCGUUAAAGGUGCUGCAGGCGGUGGUGAUGGCGGUGAUGGCGAGGAUGAUAAGGAAAAGGCAGAAGAGGAGGAGAGAGAGCGUCAGGAGGCCAUUCGUGAGGCUGAAGAACGACGCAAGGAGAAGCAUCGUCGUAUGGAAGAAGAACGUGAAAAGAUGAGACAAGAUAUACGUGAUAAGUACAACAUUAAGAAAAAGGAAGAGGUAGUUGAAAUGGCGCCGCAAGAGGAACCGAAUCCUUUAAUGCGGCGUAAGAAAACACCAGAAGAAUUAGCUGCCGAGGCUGAGCAAGAAGAGCUGGAUGAUUUUACAAAACUGAAAAAUCAAAUAGAAACGCAAGUAAAUGAGCUAAAAACUCAAAUAGAGGGAAAAUGUGUCAUGCAGUGAUAUGUCAUCAUACGAAAAGAUUACUCUCACAUUUAUAUAUAAAAAACAAAACAAAAAAAAAGAGGAAAGAAAAAUAUAUAUA
Messenger RNA from Glossina fuscipes, 1214 nucleotides. It is a transcript of the gene cpx, whose product is annotated as complexin. Gene Ontology annotation, biological process: synaptic vesicle exocytosis; neurotransmitter transport; regulation of neurotransmitter secretion. Gene Ontology annotation, cellular component: terminal bouton; SNARE complex. The coding region runs from base 701 to 1132 and encodes 143 amino acids. The record is from RefSeq and is a predicted model, not a curated record. Gene Ontology annotation, molecular function: syntaxin binding. NCBI's taxonomy places the organism in Eukaryota, Metazoa, Arthropoda, Insecta, Diptera, Glossinidae. The transcript is spliced from 9 exons.